GAUGUAUUGACUUAUAUCUAAAAUAUCAGUGUGUAUAUGUAAAUGAAUAUACAUGAACUAUCUUAAAUUUAAAUAAUAAUUUUCAUAUCUUUCACAUAAACCAAUUUGUAGUAACGAAAUUGAUAUGUUCAGAUUCCUGUUAUACGAUAUUAAUCGAUAUUUAUUUAAAAAACAGUAUAUUUAUUCAUUGUGGAUAUCAUCUUGUAUUAUCUGCAGAUGAAUAGUAUUCUCUUUAGAUAAAAGAAAUUUAUCGAUCGUUUGAGGCGCUAAAGACAAGCAUAACAUUAAUAUAGGAGAUCAUAAAUCUAAUGCUUUGAAAAAAUAAAUAUUAUUGAUUAGUAAUUGUGUAGAGGAUAGUAAAUUAAUUUUUUGAGUUCCAUGAAAGAUGGGAGUAGGUAAAAGUCAAUUUUCUGAAGAAGAGUUACAAGAUUACCAGGAUUUGACAUAUUUUACGAAAAAAGAAGUUCUGCAUGCACAUCAAAAGUUUAAAGCACUUGCUCCAGAGAAGGUUGGUCAUAAUAGAAAUGCAAAACUUCCAAUGUCUAAAAUCUUACAAUAUCCUGAAUUAAGAGCAAAUCCUUUCGGAGACCGGAUUUGUAAAGUUUUUAGUUCUAGUCAAGAUGGAGAUUGUACGUUCGAAGAUUUUUUAGACAUGAUGUCUGUUUUUAGUGACGCAGCUCCAAAAGCUGUAAAAGCAGAACAUGCUUUCAGAAUAUUUGAUUUUGAUGGAGAUGAUAUGCUUGGUAUUGGAGAUUUAAGACAAGUUGUAGAUAGACUUACUGCUCCACAAAGAUUAAACGAGACAGAUAUGCAACAGGUUCUCCAAUAUAUACUUGAUGAAGCAGAUUUGGAUGAUGAUGGUGCACUCAGCUUUGCUGAAUUUGAACAUAUUAUAGAAAAAAGUAGCGAUUUUUCAAAAAGCUUUUGCAUACGUUUAUGAGACAUAAAAUAUUGAUGAGAAAAAUAGUAGAAAGGCAACAUAAGACUGAAUAUUAUAUUAAUAUCGAGACACUUCAAUAUAGUCAAUAGGCCUAAUAAUUUUUACCAUAAAAAAAGUAAUUCUGAGAAUUUAAAAAGUGUGUUAAUGUUUCCUGAAGGCCUACUACGUGCUAAAAUUAGCUUCCUUCUUCCAACAUUACGUUAUAUAAUAUUUUACUAUCAUAAAUUAAUGGUACAUGUUAUUUAAUUAAUAUUUUUAUUACUAAUUUUAAAGAAAUAUUAAUAUAUAAUAAUUUCAUACUAAAACAAA
Messenger RNA from Bombus huntii, 1249 nucleotides. RefSeq names its product calcium and integrin-binding protein 1-like. Gene Ontology annotation, molecular function: calcium ion binding. The record is from RefSeq and is a predicted model, not a curated record. The transcript has 5 exons. Lineage: Eukaryota; Metazoa; Arthropoda; Insecta; Hymenoptera; Apidae. Bases 386 to 940 code for a protein of 184 amino acids.